AUGUCUCAAUCUACUCCACCUGAAAUUCUUUGGGCUCAAAGAAGUAGUAAUGAAGAUCCAUCUCAUAACAUCAUUUAUCUAACGAUUAAUGUACCAGACUUACAACCAGGUUACACACUAGACUUUCCAACCCCAUCUACUUUUUCUUUCAAAGGCAUCUCAGGUGGUUCACAAAACCUUGGAUCAAACGUACCGGCUAAAACUUAUGAAAUCCAUCAACUCGAAUUCUUUGAUCAACUUGAUUUGAGUGUAGAAAGAAAAGAAACGGUGAAUGGGAAAAGUCUUCAGAUUCAGUUGACUAAGAAAGAACUCAAAACCGAGUAUUGGCCUCGUCUUACGAAAGAUAAAAGAGUGAAUUUUGUGAAAACUGAUUUCGCUCGUUGGGUUGAUGAAGAUGAACAAGAAGGAACAGCUGUAGAUGAUUUUGCUUCUACAGAUGCUCCAGCAGGUGCAGGUAAGUUAAAUUAG
This is a messenger RNA of Melampsora larici-populina 98AG31, 468 nucleotides long. RefSeq lists its product as uncharacterized. Gene Ontology annotation, cellular component: cytosol; nucleus. The record is from RefSeq and is a predicted model, not a curated record. Gene Ontology annotation, molecular function: protein-folding chaperone binding; Hsp90 protein binding. Bases 1 to 468 code for a protein of 155 amino acids. Gene Ontology annotation, biological process: protein folding; chaperone-mediated protein complex assembly. The transcript has 3 exons. NCBI's taxonomy places the organism in Eukaryota, Fungi, Basidiomycota, Pucciniomycetes, Pucciniales, Melampsoraceae.